Molecule: messenger RNA, 1536 nt
Organism: Ophidiomyces ophidiicola
Lineage: Eukaryota; Fungi; Ascomycota; Eurotiomycetes; Onygenales; Onygenaceae
Gene: ZWF1
Product: Glucose-6-phosphate 1-dehydrogenase
Exons: 9
Coding region: 1-1536 (511 amino acids)
Biological process (GO): glucose metabolic process; pentose-phosphate shunt, oxidative branch
Cellular component (GO): cytosol
Molecular function (GO): glucose-6-phosphate dehydrogenase activity; NADP binding
Source: RefSeq, a predicted model, not a curated record
AUGCCGCCGUCCGCAAACCACGCGGGGGAUCCCCACACGGCCAGUGCAAAAGAGCUCAAAGAUGACACCAUCAUUGUCGUCCUCGGCGCAUCCGGCGACCUGGCGAAAAAGAAAACGUUCCCGGCUCUGUUCGGCCUUUAUCGCAACAAAUUUCUCCCCAAAGACAUCAAAAUUAUUGGAUAUGCCCGAACGAAAAUGGAUCAUGCCGAAUUCAUCAAACGCGUGCGCUCGUACAUCAAGGUCCCCACAAAGGACAUCGAGGAGCAGCUAGCUGGCUUCUGCGACCUCUGCACCUACAUCCCCGGCCAGUAUGACGAGGAUGACUCCUUUGUUACAUUAAACAACCACCUGGUGGAGCUAGAGAAAGGAAGGAAGGAGCAAAAUAGAAUAUUCUAUAUGGCUCUGCCCCCAAGCGUCUUCACAACCGUGUCGGAGCACUUAAAAAAGAACUGUUACCCCGAAAAUGGCAUUGCAAGAAUUAUCGUCGAGAAGCCGUUUGGCAAGGAUCUCCAAAGCUCCCGCGACCUCCAGAGAGCCCUCAAACCCAACUGGAGAGAAGACGAGGUCUUCCGUAUUGAUCAUUACCUCGGAAAGGAAAUGGUGAAGAAUAUUCUCAUCCUCCGCUUUGGAAAUGAAUUCUUCAAUGCGACGUGGAAUCGCCACCACAUCGAUAACGUGCAGAUCACAUUCAAAGAACCUUUUGGCACGGAAGGUCGAGGCGGAUAUUUUGACGAGUUUGGAAUCAUCCGUGACGUUAUGCAAAACCAUCUACUCCAGGUGCUCACUCUACUGGCUAUGGAGCGGCCUGUAUCUUUUUCUGCUGAGGAUAUUCGUGACGAGAAAGUUCGUGUUCUACGAGGCAUUGACCCGAUCUUGCCGAAAAACGUCAUCAUUGGGCAAUAUGGUAAAUCGCUGGAUGGUACCAAGCCGGCUUACUACGAAGAUGAUACUGUUCCAAAGGGAUCUAGAUGUGCCACCUUUUGCGCCAUGGUUGCGUACAUUAAGAAUGAGCGCUGGGAUGGUGUUCCAUUCAUUUUGAAGGCUGGAAAAGCGUUGAACGAGCAGAAAACCGAGAUCCGCAUUCAGUUCCGCGACGUGACCUCUGGCAUCUUCAAAGACAUCCCGCGCAAUGAACUUGUCAUCCGCGUGCAGCCCAACGAGUCCGUCUAUAUCAAGAUGAACUCCAAGCUUCCCGGCCUUUCCAUGCAGACCGUCGAAACAGAGCUCGAUCUCACCUAUCGCCGAAGAUUCUCUGACCUGAAAAUUCCAGAGGCUUAUGAGUCGCUGAUUUUAGAUGCCCUCAAGGGUGACCACUCGAAUUUCGUUCGUGAUGACGAGUUGGAUGCGAGCUGGAGAAUCUUCACUCCUCUUCUUCAUUAUCUCGAUGAAAAUGAAGAUAUCACCCCCAUGGAGUAUCCAUAUGGCUCUCGUGGUCCCGCCGUGCUCGAUGACUUCACCGCGUCGUUCGGAUACAAAUUCAGCGACGCCGCUGGAUAUCAGUGGCCGACGACGAAUUCUCCAAACAAUCGGCUGUAG